Molecule: messenger RNA, 1305 nt
Organism: Aspergillus heteromorphus CBS 117.55
Lineage: Eukaryota; Fungi; Ascomycota; Eurotiomycetes; Eurotiales; Aspergillaceae
Exons: 1
Coding region: 1-1305 (434 amino acids)
Molecular function (GO): protein binding
Source: RefSeq, a predicted model, not a curated record
AUGGAUGAACCCUCCGACUUCUACAGCGCUCUCGGAGUAGGCAUCGGACACUGCCCCCCCGAGAUAUGCCAGCACCUCGAAACAUGCGAGCGCGUGAACCUUCGCCCUUACGUUAAUUUGGCAAGCAACACCAGCUGGGCUAAGAUCAUGCAGACCAAGGCUCGGUUGUGCAUCCCCGAAGAAGACCCCGACGGACGUGACAGCCCGCGUGAACAUGAAUGCAGGCAGGAGGUGUAUAUGUACGAAUGCGCGGCCGGACGGGCCCCCGGCUGUGUCUUGCACGCCACGCGCAGCGAGGCAUGGGGCCUCGCCUCGCUGGUUAUACGUGGCAAGUACCGCACCGUCCAAAGCCGCUUCCGGCAAGGCAACGCUGACGCCAAUGCCCUGACUGCCUCGGGGAUCCCGUUGCUUUCCCUCGCCAUUGCGCAUCUGCGCUACGGCAUCGUCGCCCUGCUGAUCCGCGCGGGCGCCGACGUCAACCGAGUCGGCUAUUGGCACGACGCCCUCCCGCUCGACUACCUGCCGCCGUGGUGGAUGGACCGUCAAGAUCUCGGAGUGGCCCGGAUGUUCAUUCUGCAGAUGAUGCUCGAAGCGGGCGCGCGGUUCUCGUACGGCAGCGUGUUCGACCUGUUCUGCGUGUUCGACAAGCUGUCCCUGCUCCAGAAGGCCGUUGAGAACGGCGUCAAGCUCGAGAACGUGAAAUGCAGCGAACGGUCCACCGUCGCCCAUCGCCUGGUUCGCGAAUUCCCCUACCGCACAGAGAUCUGGGAGUACCUCAAGACCACAAAGCCCCACUUGAUCACCUGGAAGGACAUGCAUGGCCGCUCUAUCCUCUACUACGCUAGCCAGGUGAGCCAUUCCCCCUUGCUGCAGGAGCUCCUGGACCACCCCGCCGACCUCCUUAGCGUGGAAGCCGACCGCGAGUACAUGUUCAAGCGCAUCUUCAGACAGGAUAACCACAUUUUGAUCCUCAAGUUGCUCGACAAUCCGUCCAUCGACCUGGUGGUUCUUCAUCGCGCGGCCGAUUUCGCCGCUACGCCUCUUGGUCUGACCAUCCUGGAAAACAAUUACGUGGUGUUCCGUCUCCUCGUCGAGCAUGAGCGCAUGGCGCUUACACCUCGCGAUAAGCACCGCGCUGUCAGCCUUAGCCAGCUGCUUGGUCGGCCUCAGGAGUGGAUGGACGGCUUGAAUGGAGUUUUGAUGGCUCUGUCCUAUUCCUUGGUCCAGGAACGCGCUCAGGCUCGGUCCAAUGGCGCUGUGUUCGAGUCUCCCCUUUUGUCGAGCGAUGAGCACAGCUCGUCUUGA